Molecule: messenger RNA, 1611 nt
Organism: Oreochromis niloticus (Nile tilapia)
Lineage: Eukaryota; Metazoa; Chordata; Actinopteri; Cichliformes; Cichlidae
Exons: 4
Coding region: 1-1491 (496 amino acids)
Source: RefSeq, a predicted model, not a curated record
AUGUGGCGCGAUCUGAAGAUCGUGAGCCUAAUUGUCCUAGUUAAGUCGAGGCGUACAAGAGCGGACGGCACCCGCUCUUCGUGCCGAUCAGGGCGUUGUCCUGAAUCAGCAGAGAAGGUGUCUCGCAGAAAGUUUGAAUGGGACUGCGAGAAGCAUGAGGUGGGUGGCACAGGCGACAGAGCCGGUCAGGAGGCCGGCCGUGCAGAAACCAACGGCUGCGAUGACGUAGAAGCAGCUCAGGGGGCCGACCGUGCGGACAGCAACGGCGGCGACGUGGAAGCAGUUCGGGGGGCCGGCCGUGCGGACGGCGACGGCGGCGACGUGGAAGCAGUUCGGGGGCCGGCCGUGCGGACGGCGACAGCGGCGACGUGGAAGCAGUUCGGGGGGCCGGCCGUGCGGACGGCGACGGCGGCGACGUGGAAGCAGUUCGGGGGCCGGCCGUGCGGACGGCGACGGCGGCGACGUGGAAGCAGUUCGGGGGCCGGCCGUGCGGACGGCGACGGCGGCGACGUGGAAGCAGUUCGGGGGGCCGGCCGUGCGGACGGCGACGGCGGCGACGUGGAAGCAAACGGCGAGGCCCCCGCAGCUCCAGGCAAGAUAGAGGCUGCGCCAGGCGAAGCCGAAGCCGAUGCAGGUGAGGCUGAUGCAGAGGCUGAUGCAGAGGCUGCGCCAGGCGAAGCCGGAGCCGAUGCAGGUGAGGCUGCAGCAGGUGGCUGGACGGGCUCCUCGGGCCCUCCAGCUGACGAGGCAGGAACAGACGGGGGCGUGGCAGCCACAGGACCAGGCGACGUUGAAGCCGAAGCAGAGGCUGGACCGGGCGACGUUGAAGCCGAAGCAGAGGCUGGACCGGGCGACGUUGAAGCCGAAGCAGAGGCUGGACCGGGCGGCGAGGCUGAAGGCUCGAAGGCUGGACCAGGCGUGGGCGGCGAGGCUGAAGGCUCGAAGGCUGGACCAGGCGUGGGCGGCGAGGCUGAAGGCUCGAAGGCUGGACCAGGCGUGGGCGGCGAGGCUGAAGGCUCGAAGGCUGGACCAGGCGAAGAUGAGGCUGAAGGCGACGGCAUGGAAGCCGGAGACUGUGGCGCUGCCGGAGACGGCGGCGCUGCAGGCGACGGCGUGGGCGAUGCAGCUGAUGAGGACGAAGACUCGGAGUCUGCUGCGGACAUGGAGGCUGAGGAUGGCUGGACGGGCCCCUCGGACCCUCCAGCGGAGACAGACGGCUGGACGGGCCCCUCGGACCCUCCAGCGGAGACAGACGGCUGGACGGGCCCCUCGGACCCUCCAGCGGGGACAGGCGGCUGGACGGGCCCCUCGGACCCUCCAGCGGGGACAGGCGGCUGGACGGGCCCCUCGGACCCUCCAGCGGAGAAGGCAGGUGGCGGCAUGGGAGCCGCGGAGUGCUGGAUGGGCUCAUCAGAGCUUCCAGCAGGAGCUGAUGUAGAGCCAGAGGGAAUUGGGACCCCUGGCUCAAUGUUACGCUGGCCAGAAAACUGAACUGCUACGGAGAACUGGGCCAAUGGGUCAGGUGCGAGCUGAGCUACUGGUGGUGGUGAAAGAGGAGUGGGUGGUGGAGUUGAUGGCUUCACAGGGGAAUGAACUAGGGGUGACUGCACA